UUAUGCAUUUCUAUUGAUCAGUAGCCCACCUUAACUUUUGGAGAUAGUGAAGGCUAAAGAGUGACAGGUUGAGAGGUGGAGUUAUUAAAAUGAACUGGAACAAAUGGAGAACAAACAAAAAGACAGAUAAGAAAAGAAAUGAUCCUCUUGAGGUCAUCCCCAGUGGAAUUUCCAUGCAGAUGAAACCAGUCGCCUUCCUCUUAUGAGUCCUCAUUGCCAUAAGAAUAGCCAACUUCAGCAAGUUUUAGUGAAACCAGUAAGUAUCCUGUAAAGAGGUACAGAAUGUUACAUAGAAAGCAGAAAUAUCUAUAGAGUGAAGCAGUUAGCAAAUUGUAACCCAUAAUAGAGCUUCAGUUUUUAUUCCUAGUGGCUAGAUUAAGUAUUGCAACACUUUACUUGGCAUCUGAUUUAUGCAGCUGAUUUCAGCUCAGUUCUACCAAUCUGUAACCAUAUGGUAGAGUGUGACAGGCAACAAAUCUGACUCUAGAUCAGUAGCUAAGCAUGUCAAGUGUUCACACACCCAGUUGGGGUUCCUUUGAAGGAUGUACGUCACUAAUGCAGGAAGAAGAUGUGGUUUGCCACGAAGAGCGUAACGGAGGGAAGGAAAUAAAAACAGAAAAUGUGCUUUGAGAACCCUCUCCAUAGACACAGAGGUUUCUGAUAAAGAAGACAGCGUGUUACCCUCUGCCCACGGUGAAGAAACUCCUGGAGCAGAAGAGAAAGAGAGAGACCUCCUCAGCACCCCCCUCCUGCUCUACCGUGUCUUAUACUGCUGGUUGCACUGCAUCUGUCCAAGUUUCGACAUCAGUACAAUCUCCCACUGCCGAAGCCAGUGUAAGCUACCCAGACAUGGGAGCAGUAAGAUACGACCAAUGGGAAAUGCCAAGCAUGCAUCAGCCCCAUUCAUCCCUACAGCAUUGCAGCUCAUUCACCUCAUUUGCCAGUUCCUCUGCUGCAGUAAACUUACCCCUGACUGGCUACAGCACUCAACAGAUUCAGGACUGCCAGGAUGCCCAGACAACACAGCGAUAUUCUACAGCUGGGACUAAUAUGACUCCCAGUGUCCCCGUUCAGAGCUCUGGCUAUUGUUGGCCGUCUGUUUCCAGUGUAGAGGAUCAUGCAAGCCCAUACGUUCUCCAAGAGUUCAGGCCCCAGAUGGAUAUGGUCAAGCUACAGGAGGCUCGAGUAAUCCUGCAGAACAUGGAUUACAGUAGAACAACCUGGCAAGAUGAUGAUGGUGACACGAUUCUACAUAUAUACACUGCGAAAGGCCUGAGGGAAUAUGCUUUUGCUGCCGCAGAGAAACUUCAUGGACUGGGGAAGUUGGAUUCCAAGGAACACAAGGGCAAGACUGCUUUGCUUGUAGCUGUAGCAGCCAAUCAACCAGAGAUAGUCCAGGACCUACUCUCACUUGGUGCCGAUAUCAGCGCCAUUGAUGUCAAUGGUCAGACUGCACUUCAUCUGGCUGCCACCUAUGGUUUCCCCCGAGUCAUGCAGGUUAUUCUCUCCUCGGGACUCCGAGUGAACUUGGAAACUGGCAAUUUUGAAGGUCUGACUCCUCUGCACUGUGCAGUGAUCUCUCACUGUGGCACAAUGAAGGCUAUAAAUGCCUCUUCCUCAUCCUCAACAUGGCUAGCUGAUGGCAGUCUACAGACUCAAGCAGAAGAUAAACUAAUGUGCUUACGGUUUCUUAUAAAUGCUGGAGCCUCAGUACUAAGCCAGGAAAUCAAAAGCAACAAGACAGUUCUUCACCUAGCCGUGAAGGAGGGGAAUAUCCAUCUUGUGCGAUUCCUCCUGAGCCUCCAACUCUCCGAUAUGCAGGCUUUCAUCAACAUGAAAGCUCAUGGGCACACAGCUCUGCACAUGGCUGCUGGACUGCAUGGAAGCCCCCAUCAGGAGGAACUAAUCAGACUGCUGCUGAGUCGUGGAGCUGAUCCCAGCAUCCGCAACUUGGAGAACGACCAGCCAGCUCAUCUACUGCAGGGUGGAGACAAAGGAGAGAGACUCAAGCUAAUCUUGAAGAAGAAAAGUGCCUCUUCUAGGCGGCGCUUUACAUCCUUACAGGACCUAGAGUGACUAGGACUACUUUUUAGUCCCAACGUACCCUACCUUCUCCAACAGAGGUAUAACCAUCUGGAUCAAACUGGAUCAAUCUUCAAACUAUCAUUCAUCAUCAAAAUGAAAAAAUUAUGGAUUGAUUAGAACAUUGUCAAAAUAGCCCAAUAAUUAAGGAUUUUGCAAAUAAUUACAGCCUGUAGUCUACCUAGACUAGAAAGAAUGUGUAUGAUCUAUGGAGAAGGAUGGGUUUCAUCUGCAGUAUCCUCUAAUGAGGAUUUCCACAUCUUGCAUCAUUAUAGUAUGACAGAUAACUUUUGCACAGGAUCAUUCAUUGAUUCUUCACCAUAAAACUGCUUUUGAGUUUGUCUAUAUGUUCACUCAACAAUUGGGUGUAUUCUUGUUCAUGACUAUGUUCAUUACUUGUGAUUUCAGUGAAAUCGUCAUAAGGAUUGUUAGUACAGUCCAACUUCCACCUUUAAUUAUAAACCAUAUUGGUUUGUUUAUGUGAGCAGCUGAGCUCAGGCCAUUCAUCCGCUGUAUCAGUGGGUAUUUUUUUAUUUGUUUUCAGAUGUAUUUAUAUGGCUUUUGGUUGGUAUACAGUAUGUUGCGUACAGUAUGUUGCAUACAUAUUAUCCUUUGUGUUCUCACAAAAGAGAGUAUGUGAAUACAUAGUUAAAAGAGUAUGUUACUUUCACUCAGGGGAAAGAUCAUUUAUUUAUUUCAUUGUAUGAUAUUAAUGGCAGUAGUUCUCUAUGUAAUGCGCAUUCUCAGUAGCACACUUGUUAUCAUAGAUGUCCUAAUGAAAACCCUAAUAAGUUCAUUGCACUCAUUUGAUUGAGUAAACUCGUUCCCUCAAUUCCAUUGAGUAAUGGGGUCUCCCAAAACUUGAGUAUUUAAGUUCAGUUAACUUAUUUUUCAAGUAGAGUGAACUUAACUAUUUAAGUUAACUACAUGCAAGUAGAUUUAACUCAGAUUUGAAUUUAAAUAUUGUUGUUUCUACUGUUGUACAUUUUAAUUGAAUUGAUUCAGUGUUAGAUCAAACAACAGCACAGCUCAAAUAAAGAUGACAACUGAUUCUAGGUCAGUUAUUAAAUAAUUAUUUACAGAAACGCAUAUAUGCACUUCAGCUGUACAUGCAGAAAGAGAACUGAGAUAGUGUGACCAGGGUCCAACUUGACCAAACAGACACAGAUCACCCUAAUGGUGACAUUACACCAAACAUCUAUUUGCAACAAAGCAUAAAUAAUACAACAAAAGAGCUAAAACAUCUAUGAAUUCUUAAUAACAGUUAUUUAAAUUCCCCAAUCUGUUCCCUCUAACCAAGGAAACAUAAUUCAAGCAGCUAGGGAUUGUGGGUAUUCCCCGUAUAGCCUCAAUUUUGUACUCAAUAGUUUGAGUUAUAAACACUUCAAAUCUUAAGUCUAUGGAUUUUUAAGAAAAAUAAGUUCAGUGAACUUAAAUAUUUGAGUUAUGAGUCCAAAACUUGACAUUUCAAGAAAUACUUAAUUAAUACAAUUUGAUUUUUAUAGUAAUGACAACUUUAGGGUUUACAGUGAUGUGUCAUCUCACCAUGUAUGUGAAUGUGUUAUUUUGAUGAGUCAUAAGAGGGAGUGAAAUGUCAGGGUGUUCUGUGGUAAGACAGCUCACCAGUCUAAAUGGUUUUGUCUUUAAGAACUGUCGGUAUCAAAAUGUCAUAAUCAUCAAUAAAAUUCAACUACUUUAUUCAGUGGUAUACUAUGUAAGGAAAUGUUUAAUAUGGAAAGUGUCCAUCUUGAAUCAAGAUUUCAAAUGUUGGAUGUUGUUGUUGUUGUUAUGUCAUAGAUGUUUGAAGAAAGGCUAGUGAGUAUCACAUGUAUGAUUUACCAUGUUGAAGUACACAAAGUCCCUCAGGAAAUUCAAAUGAGGGAAAACACACUCUGUCAUUUUCUUGUAAAAUAUAGAGAGGUCUGUAGAUUUAUGAGAAUUGGUUCACAAAGCCAAGUUUAAAUGUCCUUCUAGUGAAUUCUUGUGUGAAACAUUUGCUAAUUGUUUUAUGAAAUAUUGUCACAGCAGUUACAUUGGAAACACCUAAUUAAUUAAACCAUCUGACAAAACCACAUUCUGUAACCAUAAACAGUAGCAUUAAAGGGAUAGUUCAUCCAAAAUUGAAAAUUAUCUCAUCAUUUACUCACUUUCAUGCCAUCCGAGGUGUGUGACUUUCUUUCUUCUGCUGAACACAAACAAAGAAUUUUAGAAGAAUAUCUCAGCUCUGUAGGUCCUUUCAUUGCAAGUGAAUGGUGAUUUAUUGUAAAACAGGAUUGAUAUAUUGAUCUCUUUCUCACCGACACCUAUCAUAUUGCUUCUAAAGACAUGGAUUUAUCCACUGGAGUCGUAUAGAUUACUUUAUGCUGCCUUUAUAUUAUUGUUGGAGCUUGAAAGGUCUGGUCACCAUUCACUUGCAUUGUAUGGACCUACAGAGCUGAGAUAUUCUUCUAAAAAUCUUCAUUUGUGUUCUGCAGAGGAAAGAAAAUCAUACACAUCUGGAAUGGCAUGAGGGUGAGUAAAUGAGAGAAUUUUCAUUUUAGGGAGAACUAUCCCUUUAAAAUAUACUUCAUUAUAUGUGCAAUGUUUUACAAGAUAUUGAUACUGUAUAAUUAUUAACGAGAGUGACAAUAGUAAUCAGGUUACAUCAUUAUGAUAAAUAUCACCAUAACAUUCAUCAUUUCCCAUGUAUUGCUGCAGAUCAUGCAUGAUUUAUAAAUAUGUUUGUGUGUUUUGCAUUAUAUGUCAGCUGUUUUAGCCAAACUAAAUAAAGAACAAGAAUAGACCUCUGUAACUUAAUCUUUUAAUAAACCAAAUUGGCAUACAUGACAAACAUUUGGAUGAAUAAUAAAAAUGGCCUUUCAUCUAUUUACCGUUUCCAGCUCUUUACUGUGAUGGCUGUAGUCUAAUUCUCUAAGACACAACACUGUAGUUCUUCACUAUAAUGAAAUGCAAGACUUUUAACGAACAAUGCAUAAAACAUUCCUCCAAAAAAAUAGUCAAACAUGCUAUCAGAAUAAAUGCACACUUGUAUUAUUUUCUAUAUAUUUGCUUUUGUUCUACAGGCCAUAUGCUGUAUGAUGGAUGUAUGCUGCUUCCUGGCAUAAUUUUUAAAAUAAUAGGUUCGUUUGAGAUGCCAAACGCCUCGCCUUGAAAGUAGACGAGAGUAGACGACUGCAGUCAGGGUAGGAGUGAAAUAAGAACUGUCAAGUUGGACAGUUCUCACUGCUCGUGGGAUCAGCCGCUGCGAGAUCAAAAGCAGAUAUCGCGGGAUUCACGUUCACGCGCUCUUGCUGAUAAAGUGGAUAUAAUUUAAAUUCUGUUGCUUUUAAAUGACAAUAAAUUGGAUGAAUAAGACCCGCUGUUUAAUUCCCUCCAUAUGACGUGUAUUUCCAUCCAAUUUUAGUUUAAUAAAGACUAUUUAUUAUAGAUAUUUCAGAAAUAUGAUCUCAAUCACAUAUCCCAUACAGAGAUUGCGCUGUCAGAAUGUUGGGAAUAUUCACAUAUAAUUUAUACAAAUAAAAACACGAUAUUAGAGUUAAAAAAAAAAAAAAAAAAUCAAACAUUUUAAAAGAAGCCAAUGAGCAUUAAACCGUGUCGUCAGCAAGUCAUUUCCCAUCGUGCUUGCAGUUCACACAGCUUGGAAAGAACAACUGCCGCCGCCUGACUGUUACAACAGCGCGCGCCUCGCUCUCGUGGGACAUUUUUGACAUACGUCACCAUGACGUCAUAGCAACGCGGACAGAUUUCUAACCGGUAUGCAUCUGCUGGUGAUUACUGGUGAUCGGUUCUGCACAGAACUUGCUUAUUUCAAACGAGCCUAGUAUCUAUUUAUUGAAUCUUUAUGAGAACAUUCAGAUACAUACGUUCAGUUGCUUUUAAAUAAUUUGCUUCUAAAUAACACUUAGUUGGGGACUAAAGCAGCACAUUUUAAAGUAGCCUACUUUGUAUUAGAAUAUAGUGUUACAAAUAGGCUAUUCAUGCUGUUAAAAUGGACAUAUUAGAUAAUGAUCAACUCCGGGGCCGGUUGCACCAGCUGUGCGUAAGUUAAAACUUAGCCUAGUUGUGGCGUAAAUGGUCACUAAGUCACAAUUUGCGCACUACUAUAUAUUUGAGCGUUGCACCAUUAAACUUAGGUAAGACGUAACAAUACGUAUAAACUAAAUAUUUACGGAAGCCUCCGACCAGGAGUAACUGUUGGAUUAUUGACUGAUACUUUGUGACAUCAAUGAGCUCAUGUUUUGCGUGACAGGCUUCAGUCCUUUCGACAUACAGUAUGAUGUUGAGAUUUACACUCGUUUACAUUUACGAGAGAGAAAAAAACGUACUUUUAAGCGGAUUUUCAGCAUGAAACCGUUCAAACAGUGCAGUUUUCAGGGUGUGUCGCCCGGUGUCAAGUUUCAAUACAUUCAAAAUUAAUAUAGGAUAUUAAAAUGAAUAAAUGUCUAUUUUUCCAGCCGGUUGUAUUAGUAGGCUAUUUAUUUAUCACCCCUUAUUUAUUUUAGAUACAGUUCCUAUAUAUUGUUAUUUACACAGGGCGAAAUACUAUUUAUGAAAUCUACUUUUAUUACGUAUCGUAUUUUAAUGGGGAUAUAAUUUAUUACAGCUGACAGUUACAUGAGCAAACAAGGUUUGAACAUCAACCCUAACAAGAUCAAAUUGAAGUUCACAGCUUCUUAACACUUCUGUCCACAAAUUUCUAGGCUGCUUAUUGGAUAAAUACAGGUAAACGUCAUAUUAUGCGACUACGCAUUACUUUACGGAUAGUUUACGACGUACUAGUUCUUGCCUUAAGAACAGGUAGUGCAACCAGAUUAAGCGCUGACUUAGUUACAAACUAGUUACUAAGCCCUUAGUGUGAAUUUUACAUCCCAACUUAAGUGAGACCUUACGCACAGCUGGUGCAACCCUACCCAGAUGCCAAAAUAAUGAACCAAGGAGCUGCUAAAUACAUUCAAGCCCCAUCUGUGAAGCAAAUUAUUCAUGCAUAUGUUAAAUAAUUGGUGCCUUUUGAGGUUCAUCAUGGAUGUGUACUCCAAAACUCGUUAGGAUUCACAUAAACAAU
Molecule: messenger RNA, 7144 nt
Organism: Myxocyprinus asiaticus (Chinese sucker)
Lineage: Eukaryota; Metazoa; Chordata; Actinopteri; Cypriniformes; Catostomidae
Product: NF-kappa-B inhibitor delta-like
Exons: 12
Coding region: 850-2076 (408 amino acids)
Biological process (GO): regulation of gene expression
Cellular component (GO): nucleus
Molecular function (GO): protein binding
Source: RefSeq, a predicted model, not a curated record